UUUUCCUCCGCCGACCGCUUUCUUCUAUUGCCAUUGCCGGUUAAUGAAGAGGGAGCUGGUUGUCGGAAGCUGGCCCAUUUGACGGAGUCCGGCGUGGUCGUGGAAGCUAUCCACGGAGUCCGCAUGGAGACCAGUUUGACGGCAUUGCGCGAACUAAGAACAUGUCAUGCAAGAUUGUUCUGCUUAGAUCAAGCAGCUAGAAUUUGAG
This is a messenger RNA of Linum tenue, 208 nucleotides long. The record is from the annotation of a GenBank genome assembly. NCBI's taxonomy places the organism in Eukaryota, Viridiplantae, Streptophyta, Magnoliopsida, Malpighiales, Linaceae.